Bursaphelenchus okinawaensis is the source of this 714-nucleotide messenger RNA. NCBI's taxonomy places the organism in Eukaryota, Metazoa, Nematoda, Chromadorea, Rhabditida, Aphelenchoididae. The record is from the annotation of a GenBank genome assembly.
AUGUUGACUCAAGAAGAAAGAAACGAGAUCGUUCAAAUUUUCGAAAAGACGGGAAACAUCACGGAGGUUAGAAGAAGGGCCGGCCACAGCAGGAAUACUGUGAAGAGAAUCAUCAGUAAUGUUUCUAACAAGAAAGUUGGUCGUCCAGCAAACAAUAGUCCUGCCGCUGUUCGUCGAAUAAAACGUUUUGUGGAGAAGGAAGUUCGUGCUGGACACAAGGUGACCGCAAAGAUCAUCAAAGAGAACCUAAAACUGGAUUCCAGCCUUCGCACAAUACACACACUUUUAAAGGAAAAUGGCAUUACCUACGAAGUAACCAAACGGCAACUUCCGUUAAGCCGUUCUCAGAUGGUUUACAGGGCAAAUUUUGCCAAAAAGCAUCUUGAUCAAAAGACCAAUUUUUGUAAGUGGAUAUUCUCGGACAGAAAGAGGUUUUCAUUUGACGGACCAGACUAUUUGGCUUGCUACGGUACCUAUAAUGCUCGUUUAAAGCGAAUCAAACGUCAAGCAGGUGGUGGAAGUGUGAUGGCACUUGGCGCUAUAUUCAGCAAUGGUAACAUCAAGGUAAAUGUAAGUAAAAACUAUUACAAACAGUGUUUAUGAUUGCCACUUUAGACCUUCCAUGGGCCAUUGAGCAAGUGGGUCGUACAGGGUGGUACUGCCAGUAGGACAACUGCGCCCUUCACCCUUCCAAGGAAACUACCAACUUUUUGA